CCCAGCUGACCCUCCUAUGCGUUUUGGGCGCAACCUGCAACAUUUAAUUAAGUUGCGAAGCGGCUACCUAUGAAGUCUUGACGAUUAAACCUCUAGUAGCAUUCCUGCAACUUGCUUUUGCUUGACACUUAAAAGUGCGUGUGCCUAUGGCUGCUGAACUUCCCAGCUCUCCCGGUUGGCCGGCCGUGUUGCGGACCAGGGAGCUUCAGGAAAAGAUCAAGACGGCAAAGGUCCUUUGCGUUGGCGCUGGUGGCAUUGGAUGUGAGCUAUUGAAGACAUUAGUCUGUACUGGCUUUCGGGACAUUGAAGUGAUCGAUCUUGACACCAUCGAGACCUCCAACCUGAACCGGCAGUUCCUGUUCCGAAAGCACCACGUGGGCCACAGCAAGGCCACCACGGCGGCACAGGUGGUCCAGGGCUUCUGCCCCGCCGCCCGCAUCACCGCCCACCACGCCAACAUCAAGGAGAGCCGCUUCGAUGUGGACUUCUUCCGGGGCUUCGACAUCGUGCUGAACGGGCUGGACAACCUGGAGGCCCGGCGCCACGUCAACCGGCUGUGUCUGGCGGCUGAGCGGCCUCUGGUGGAGUCGGGCACCGCCGGGUACCUGGGGCAGGUGACGGUGCACCUGAAGGGCCGCACCGAGUGCUUCGAGUGCCAGUCCAAGCCCACCCCCAAGACCUACCCCAUCUGCACGCUGCGAAACACGCCCGACAAGCCCAUCCACACCAUCGUGUGGGCCAAGGACCUGCUCUUCAACCGCUUGUUUGGACGGCCGGAGGCGGUGUCAGACCUGGACGAGCAAGCGCAGCGGGAGGAUGGCCAGCAGCAGCAGCAGGAACAGCAGCAGCAAGCAGACGGCAGUGCCGCCGCUGCUGGGGGCGAUGGUGGUGGCGCAGAGGGUGGCAGCGGCGCCGAGGCAGCUACGGCUGCGGCUGCUGUCGGGUCGGAGGACGCCUCGUUCUUCCUGCGGGGCGAGGGCGAACCCGCGCUGGAGUACGCGGCACGCAUCUUCCAGCGGGUAUACACGACCGACAUAGAGCGACUGUGCGGCGUCAAGGAGCUGUGGGAGAAGCGCCCGCCGCCCCGCCCGCUGCGGCUGUCGGAGCUGCUGCCCGAGCACCAGCUGGGCGCAGUGCGAGCGGCGUUGCAGGCGGCGGUGGAGGGGGCGGCAGCAGCCGGGGAGGGAGGAGAGGCAGCAGGGGGCCGAGGGGCAGCGGCGAGCAGCGCGGCUAAGGCGCUGGGCCUCAACAACGCCAGCCAGACAUGGAUUGCGGAGCAGAACGCUUCCGUGUUUCUGCUGGCCAUUGCGAUGUACCAUAAGCUGCGGAAGGAUGAGGUUGGCUCCGCCUCCUUCGACAAGGACGACGACCUGGCUGUGGAGUUUGUGACUGCGGCAUCCAACCUACGCAGCAGCUGCUACGGCAUUCCUGAACAGUCGCUGUUCGACGCCAAGGGCAUGGCGGGCAACAUCAUCCACGCCAUCGCCACCACCAACGCCAUCAUCUCGGGACUCAUCGUCACGGAGGCGCUCAAGAUACUGGCGGGCCAGCUGGGGGCGCUCCGCAACACCUUCCUCUACGAGUUCCCCGCAAGCAGGCGCCUGGUGGUGGUCAGCUGCACCGACCCGCCCCGACCCGGCUGCAUGGUGUGCGGCAAGGUGCAGCUCACACUGCGGAUCAACACCGAGACCACCACGCUGUCCUCCCUGCUGUCCGGCGUCAUCAAGAAGCGGCUGGCGGUUAACACACCCAACCUCAUGUCGGGAGGCUUCCUGUACGAGGAAGGUGAGGGCCUGGAGGAGGACGAGGUGGCGGCCUACGCGGCGCUGCUGCCCCGGCCGCUGUCGUUGCUGCCGGGCGGGGGGCUGCGGCACGGCAGCAUCCUCACGCUGCAGGACCAGUCGCAGCACUGGGGGGUGGACAUCAUCAUCGCGCACCAGGAGGAUCUGAAGGAGGAGGACGCGCCCGAGGGCUUCAUACUGGAGGGAGCGGUGCCGGAGGUCAAGUCGCAAGGGGAGCAGCAGCAGCAGCAACCGCAAGAAGAGGCAGCGGCGGCGGCGAAGGCACCGGCAUCACAUAAGGGCGCAAUGGCUGGGGUCACGGAAACAGAGGAUGGCACACUGGUUUUGGACGAUGAUGAGGAGGAGGAGGCGUUGCCUGAGAAGAAGGCCGAGGACGCGGGAGCGACGACCAAGGCUUCCUCUCGCAAGCGUGCUCUCGAGGAGGACGACACCGAGGCGGCGACCGCAGAGGAGGAGCCGGAGGCGAAGCGGGCAAAGAGCGAAGCAGCGGCACCGGCAGCGAAGCAAGCGGAGGAGGACAAUGAGGUGAUUUUGAUAGAUGACGAUGACUGAAGGAGGGCGAGCAGCGGGCGGGAUCUUUGGCUGUAAGAACCGUCAGAUCCAGCUGGCAAGGAUGCUGAAAGUUUUGUUACUCUGAAAGCAAGGAGAGGUCGAAGACAACUUUGUUUGGCAGGAUGACAGCAUAUGUGUAAUGGCAAGG
Molecule: messenger RNA, 2502 nt
Organism: Astrephomene gubernaculifera
Lineage: Eukaryota; Viridiplantae; Chlorophyta; Chlorophyceae; Chlamydomonadales; Astrephomenaceae
Source: the annotation of a GenBank genome assembly